AUUAGUUAACAGUAAAGAUGUAAGAUAAUACCGUUGGAAAGGAUCACUAUUUCCACACACUUUCAUUCUUCUAAGAGUGCGGUUUAAGCUGGAGUUAUUUCAUAAACACACAGCAGCUCACUGAAUGCAAACACGUGUGUUUGAGUAACAGAGUGUAUUGUAUGAAGGGAAGCCCCGAGCCCGCGUUCCAUUCAAGAUCUGUUGUAUUUAAUCCCAAUUAUUACUGUUUUUAUUGUAACACACGUUUCGUUUUUGACGCGCAGGCUCUGCAAAUUCAAGUUAAUGAAUUUAACUCACACACUCACAAAUAGAAAAUGCUGCCAAAUGUUUGCUCGUUAAGCUUUAAUGCCGGAAUUUAAUACAAAUGCAUUAUAGAAAAUACAGAAAUUAUGGUUUGUCAAUGAAAUAUAGGUUCUGGGCGGAGAGAAUCGGAUGUAGUAGCUACUAGAGGCCGCUAGGGGGUGCAAAAGAAACGAUGUUGAAAUAAUAUUAGCAGAGCUAGUGUUAAAAUAAUAGUAACAUAGUUUGAUAGUGACGUUUAGGGGUAGAGGUUAGGGGUGAUGUUUAGUUGUAGAAGUAGGGGUUCAUUUUAGGGGUUAGGUGUAAGUUGCAUAUGCUGUGGCAUGGAGUGUAGUUGCAGCUGUAUUUUACUGUGUUUUGUUUUUUUUAAAUAACUUUAGAUUUGUUAUUCUGCAUUUUGCUUUAAUAUAAUAAAGGUCAAGGAUGAGAAACUUGGUAGAAUGGUGUGUUUUUCAGUGAGUGUUUAGUUUUUUAUUUGCACCCUCUUGCUCCCUCUAGUGGCUACUACAUCCGACGCUCACCACUCUGAACAGAAAGUAGAAAGAACAGAUCUCUUCUAACUUGCUCCAGUAUUGACACAACUCUUCCAUGACUGGAGUUCCAUCCUUCUUAUAAACCUGUGCAGAACUCGAUUAUAACAGCAUUGUGUUUGUAUUCUAACAGUGCCAUUCUCAAACUCCAGUCCCAUUCCCAACUCUCUCCUCCUCUGUCCCUCUCACACUUUCAGCACCUUCUGCUUAUCUAAACCUGGCCUCAGUCCCAAACCUCCCCUCUUAGAGCUUUAUAUAUCUCCUGGAAUUCAGACUCACAGUUAAGUUUCGUUUGUUGUGAAUUCGUCAGUCUCUCUGUCUUGCUGCAGCAAGAAUGGCUUCAAACUUGUGGUCAGAGGAUCAGUUUAGUUGUUCACUGUGUCUGGAGCUAUUGAAGGACCCAGUCACUAUUCCAUGUGGACACAGUUACUGUAUGGGGUGUAUUAAGAACUGCUGGGAUCAGACUGAUCAUACAGGUGUCUACAGCUGCCCCCAGUGCAGAGAGACCUUUACCCCAAGGCCUGUUCUGGGCAGAAACAUCAUGCUGGCUGAAAUUGCUGGAGAAUUCAAGAAGAGAAGACUCAAUCCUCCUCCUGCUCAAAGUUAUGCAGGACCUGGAGAUGUGCCGUGUGAUUUCUGCACUGGGAGAAAGUUCAAAGCUGUGAAAUCCUGUUUGACGUGCCUGGCCUCUUACUGUGAAACACACGUCAAGCCACACAGUGAGGUUACUCCAUUAAAGAGGCACAAGCUGGUCAAUGCAAUUGGAGAUCUGGAGCGGAAGCUUUGUGCUGAACACCAGAAGGUUUUGGACAUCUUCUGCAGAACCGAUCAGACGUGUGUUUGUGUGUUGUGUACAGACAAGGAUCACAAGAGCCAUGAUACAGUCUCAGCUGAAGCAGAAAGGAGUGUGAAACAGAAGCAGCUGGGAGAGACACAGACAGAAAUACAACAGAGAAUCCAGGAGAGACUGAAAGAAAUUGAGGAGAUGAAACAGGCUGUGGAGUCACUGAAAAGAUCUGCAUGCAUAGAAAUAAAGGAAAGUGAGAAGAUCUUUACUGAGCUGAUCCGAUCCAUUGAGAAGAUCCACACUGAGGUUAUUGAGCUGAUUGGAGCUAACGAGAAGGCUGCAGUGAAUCAGGCUGAAGGACGCAUGAAGAAACUGGAGCAGGAGAUUGCUGAGCUAAGGAGGAGAAACACUGAGCUGAAACAGCUUUCAGAGACAGAGGAUCACAUCCAUUUUCUACAGAAUUUCCAGUCUCUCUGUGUCCCUCCUGAAGCUGGAGACUUACCCAGAGUUAAUGUCAAUACAGACAUCUCUUUUGGGACUGUGAGGAAAGCUGUAUCUGAACUUAAAGACCAUAUUGAGGAUUUCUGGAAGGGGGAAUUAGUAAAAAUAACCACAACAGUGAAUGAAACAGCAGUUUAUACCCUGGGGUCUAGGAGCAGUGACAGACGUUUCAAAGUGAAUGAAGUUGCGGUUUACAGUCUGCAGGCUACAGAGCCAAGGAACAGAGCUGAGUUUUUAAAAUAUUCCUAUCAGCUCACACUGCACCCCAACACAGCAUAUAGAGAGCUCUGUCUGUCUGAAGGAAACAGAAAGGUGACACGGAGGAGUGAGACCCAGCGAUAUCGUCAUCACCCAGAGAGAUUUGAUAGCUGGCCCCAAGUGCUUUGCAGAGAGCGUUUGUCUGGGACUCGCUGUUACUGGGAGAUUGAGUGGAGGGGGGGAGGGGCUUAUAUAGGAGUCACAUAUAAAGGAAUCAGCAGGAAAGGAGGGGAUCGUUGCUGUCUCCUUGGAUGCAAUGACAAGUCCUGGAGUGUGUACUGCUCUGAUUCCAGUUAUUCUGCCCGGCACAAUAACAAUAAAACUGCAAUAACUGCCCCCUGCUCCCCCAGAAUAGGAGUGUAUCUGGAUUUUAAUGCCGGCACUCUGUCAUUUUAUGGCGUCUCUGACACAAUGACCCUCCUGCACAGAUUCCAAACCACAUUCACUGAGCCGCUCUAUCCUGGGUUUUGGAUUGGUUAUGAUUCCUCUGUAACAAUCUGCCAGCUGAACUAGACUGUUUUGUGUUGUAAGAAACCCUUUGUAUUGAACUCCCUGUCUGUCCUCUCCACUCCUUGGGUGAAGGGAAUCUUUAAUCUGACACAAUUUUGGAUGAAAGGGGGUAAAAUGGCGCCACCUGCAGAGUGAAACGAGGUUAAUUAUUUGUUUUUAUGCUUGGGGCAUAACAUUUGUAAUUGUAAACACUCACACCUGGACAGCUGUUUCAGCAUAAAACGUUCAAUAUGUCGUGAGUAUGAGUAUCUCUUAAGGUGAUUGUAGCUAACUAAAUAAUUCCACAAUGUGUUCCUAUAUUGCACUUCCAUUGGCUGCACAGGACUCUCAUGUGCAGGUUUGAAAAACAUGACAGGCAAGAUUCUCAGAAAACCAUGAUCUUGUUUCGAAUGGGAUUUUGUGUCUCAAAUGGAUAUUUAUAGUAUAUAGCUGAACUAUUUGGGAUUUAGGUACAUCUUGCAAAUCUAUAAACCGUGAGGCUUCAUACAUACCUUUAUACAGAAAAGCAAUAGGUACAAGAUGCCUUUUCCUCAUGUUAUAAUUGUAAAUUAGUUUAAAUAUUAGUUUAAGUAUAGUUUGUAAAUUCUCAUUGGAAAUGGUUGCAUGUUUACUCUAACUAGCAUUUAAUUAGAUGCAUUGGGUCUAUUCAUCAGGCAGUUCAAAGUUUCAAUAUUAUAAUUGUUUACUUAUUUUAACUGUAAUGUGAGUGAAAUAUCAUCACAAGAAAGAAGACAUUUCCAUGGAUAAAGUAAAUUACAUUCAAUUUGCAUUACAUGUGCAAUCUGCCCACAGUGGAAAGGCAGAAACGUGUUUUAAGCCUGGCCUUUGUCGCCCUCUUCAGGACAAACUGCAGCUGCGCAGAGCCUGAUUGAAAGCAAUUCUUUUCACUUGGUGUGGUUCCAUUGGAAAUGUAGGACCCUAUUCACACAACCUUCAGGACUGUUCCAAGCACUGUUCUGUUAAAGACUCUUUAUGGUUUAAAUCAGGUUGUUUAGAGAGGGGGAGCAGUUUACUGUUUAUUAAUUUUAUUGUUUAUUAUUAAUCAAAGCACCAUUUAAGGUCAAAACUUUAUAAUCAGGUUUUAAAUUAAAACCAAAACAUGAAUGUAAAGAAGGACCAUUUUAACAACCAUUUGGUUUUUUUUAUGUUUCUGUACUUCAAUUAAUGCAAACCUUUUUUCAUAUACUUUUUCUUGAAAUGUUUUGUAAAGUUUUAAUGAUCAAUGAAUGUUUUGUUCUGCAUCUACUUCU
Messenger RNA from Acipenser ruthenus (sterlet), 4136 nucleotides. Its product is annotated as tripartite motif-containing protein 16-like. NCBI's taxonomy places the organism in Eukaryota, Metazoa, Chordata, Actinopteri, Acipenseriformes, Acipenseridae. The transcript has 8 exons. Gene Ontology annotation, molecular function: zinc ion binding; protein binding. The record is from RefSeq and is a predicted model, not a curated record. The coding region runs from base 1165 to 2889 and encodes 574 amino acids.